Ostrea edulis (European flat oyster) is the source of this 1036-nucleotide messenger RNA. RefSeq lists its product as uncharacterized. Gene Ontology annotation, cellular component: extracellular region. The coding region runs from base 32 to 619 and encodes 195 amino acids. Lineage: Eukaryota; Metazoa; Mollusca; Bivalvia; Ostreida; Ostreidae. The record is from RefSeq and is a predicted model, not a curated record. The transcript is spliced from 2 exons. Gene Ontology annotation, molecular function: cytokine activity.
AAUACAUUUUACUAAUCUACUCACGACAAACAUGUUUUCAUCUGAACGUUUAGGUAUAGGUGCUGUGACAAAGAUGUCGAUCUUGCUGAUAUUAUACUUGUUAUCAUCAACUACGGCCAUGGUUAUCAGAUGCAAUCAGCCACUAUCACUUACAUACUCAAAAAAUGAGCAGGACAUCCAUAAAGAGAGCAGGUAUAUUUUACCUCACACCCACGGCAUUAGGCAUGGAGUUGGAACUCUCUACAAGAUUGAUAAAGAUUUCAUUAACAUUCAGUAUACGGACUACUCCGAGAGAACGACGUGCGAGGAAAUGAAGUCUCCUUCACCGGGACGCUUUCAUUUAACUUUGGCAGAAUCUGCCUCUUGUCCUUGGUAUUAUCGCAAAAAUGUCGAUGAUAAUCGUGUUCCCAGAGAAUUCAUCGAAGCCAAGUGUGCGUGCAGGUGUAGCGUGAACAGUCGCCAUUGUGCAGUGAAGACUUGUCGGGAGGUGUAUCGGUAUGUGACAGUGUGGAGAAGGUUGAAUUGUACCCAUUAUGUGGAAGUCAUAGAACCGAUAGCUGUCGGCUGUACCGAGGUGCGGCAUCAUCGGAGGACCAAUCCCUAUAGUCUUGACGAAUAACUGAAACUUUCAUGGUACAAUAUGAUAUUAGCCCUUGACCAGGUUUCACGGUGCAAUAAUUUUUUUUUAUCAGCUUACCAUAGUUUACAAGCAUUUUCCCCAGUUUAUCAAUAUUGUCAUAAAAGAUUUCUCAGUUUUUAUUGUUCUCUAGUCAAAUGACUCUGCAAUCGACCAGUUCAUUUAUAUUUUCAUGAAUUAUGUUUUCCUAUAUGUCUGUGCCAAAACAUGACAAAGAUGUAUCUGCGUUGCAUUGAAUUGUACUAGUAUGUAUUGAAAAAUUUAUCUAAAUAUAUUUAUACAUUUUAUUACAUGCAUUUGUAUCCUCUUAUUGAAUUAAUACUCAUGCUCUCAAUUAUUGUCUAUUAUAUAUAUUUUUUUCACGUGUUUGUUUUAAAUAAAGCAUACUAUCUUGUUCUA